Molecule: messenger RNA, 3397 nt
Organism: Hydra vulgaris (swiftwater hydra)
Lineage: Eukaryota; Metazoa; Cnidaria; Hydrozoa; Anthoathecata; Hydridae
Product: heat shock 70 kDa protein 12A
Source: RefSeq, a predicted model, not a curated record
CUAUACUUAAACACUAAAAAUUUCAUUUUUCAUCCAACGAAUUUAAAGACAAAAAAAAGAAGCGUCUCGUAUGCCUUUUUAUAUAAUAAAUCAUUCGAAUAUUUUGUCAAUGCUUGGCAACAUGAUGACGUAAAAGUGUAUACACUUUCUAGUAUUUCUUGUUGACGAUACGUACGUCGUUUGAUUAAAAUUGUUUUGCAUUAUACAUGCAUUAAACCUUUUUAUUGGAAAACAAUUUUUUUUUUAUUCAUCAAAAAACUUUGUAGAUAAUUAAUACCUUUUUAUUUCAAAAUAUUUAAAAAAAAGAUGGCUGACACAUUCAAACCGUAUUUACUCAGCUCGCAAAAACAAAGAUUUUCAACUGACGAAGCAAAUUGUGGAAACGUAAACCUUAACACAAGCUUGGAUUUAGAAGACAAUCUGAAUUUAUAUAACGCCGAAAUUGAAGCCAACGACUAUUUAAGUUAUUCUUUUAGAGAAAAAAUUCUUGGAAAAAAUGAAGAACCACAUAUUUUAUACAGCCGGAAUGAAAAACCAAAUUCAUCAAUAAAAACACCAAACGAUAUCGUUAAAAACGUUGCGGAUAAUCCUUGUGAAAACAACAUUAUAAGUUCUAAAACUUCUAUAGAUAUUUUUCAUAAAGACUUUGACAAAACAUCUCCUAAAAUUUUUGACAAGAAUAAAAAGAACCAUAGCAACGAUAAACUUUUAAAAACCACUGACCGUGAAAUUAACCUAGAUAAUGGUGUUAGUGACAUAAGCGAAUUACAAAAAAAAUAUGAUAAGGCAAUUAAAGAUUUUCGAUUACUAAGAUUAACUCUUCAAGAAAAUAUGGAAAGAAACUAUAAUCGGACAGAAUCUACCGCAAAUUUAACAAAAAAUGUUGAUCAUUAUCGUUCUCAAGAUGUUUUACAACUUCAGAUGUAUCGCGCACAACCCGAUGUUGUGCUGCGUCAAAACCUUAACAGGUACUCGUCGCAAGAGAACUUAUUCAAACGAAAAAGUGAUAUAAAUCUCGAGGAAAAAUUGAACUCUGAUUUGUUUAAAAAUGACAAUAGGAUAUCAUACUUCCAAUAUAGCAACAGCAACAUUGCCGCACAACGAGAAUUUCAAAGUGAGCUGCGUGACCAUUCAGCAAAAAUGAACUUUGAAAGAUAUCUUAAAGGCAGUUUUCAAAAUCUACCAUCAGAAGACAUCGGAUACAGUGGAUCUGGUAGCGGAACUCCGCGAGAAGAUUUACUUUAUUCAUCUGAUCAAUUAUCAAGAACUGACAGUAUGAGUUCGCGCACAAGUUCAGCCAUAGCAUCGUUUGAUUCUGGUCUUCCCAUGAGUUACGUUGGACAACAUAAUUCGUUAGUUGUAGUAGCUAUUGAUUUUGGUACCACAUUCAGUGGAUAUGCAUUUUCUUUUACCCGAGAUUCAAAUAGCAUUCAUAUGAUGCGUAGAUGGGAAGGUGGCGAUCCUGGCGUAACAAACCAAAAAACACCAACAACCUUGUUACUUAAACCAGACGGUUCAUUCCACUCUUUUGGGUUUGGUGCAAGAGAUUUUUAUCAUGACCUUGACGCAAUGGAGUCAAAGAAAUGGCUUUAUUUUGAUAAAUUUAAGAUGCUAUUGCAUUCUUCUCAGGAUUUGCGCACUGGUAUUGAAAUAAAAGCGUCAAAUGGGAAAUUAUAUCCUGCACUAAAGGUGUUUACUUACGCUUUAAAGUUUUUUAAAGAGCACGUUUUAGCCGAACUAUCUGAUCAAUCAACUGCACAGCUCUGCGAAGAAGACAUAACUUGGGUGCUGACUGUUCCUGCGAUAUGGAGGCAACCAGCAAAACAAUUCAUGAGAACAGCAGCCUAUGAAGCUGGCAUUGCAUCUCCGGCUCAUCCGGACCGUUUAUUGAUCGCACUUGAACCAGAAGCUGCUUCAAUAUUUUGCCGUAAACUAAGAAUUCGAGAUUGUGUAAUUGAAGACGACUUAAAAGCAAAAUUGGGCAAUGAUUCUUUUAUUUCCGAAGAGUUUGAAGGAAAAACAGAAUAUAUUGUUGUUGAUUGUGGCGGUGGUACCGUUGAUUUAACCGUACACGAACUUGAUGUAAAUCAAGGAACUCUCAAAGAACUACAUAGAGGUACUGGUGGCCCGUGUGGAGCAACCGGUGUAGAUAGAGAAUUUGAAAAUCUCUUGAAAAAAAUAUUUGAUCCCGAUUUUAUUGAAAAAUUUAAAUUAAAGCGACCUGCGGCGUGGAUUGAUCUUAUGAUUUCUUUUGAAGCAAAAAAACGAAUGGCUAGACCAGAAAAUGAAACUCCUUUAAAUAUAUCUCUACCUUUUAGUUUUAUUGAAUAUCAUAAAAAACACAAAAAAAUAUCAAUAGAAACAGCCGUAAAAAAGUAUAAAAGUCCAGAUAUAAAGUGGUCAUCCCAAGGAAUGUUAAGAAUAUCUGCAAAAAUUAUGAAAACUUUAUUUCAACCCGUAAUGGGUGCCAUUAUUGAGCAUAUUGAAAAUUUACUCACACGACCGAGUCUAAAAGGAGUAAAAUACUUAUUUUUAGUCGGAGGUUUUGCUGAAUCUCCUCUGCUUCAAAACUCAAUACGCGAGUACUUUGCAAAUCGUGUUAGAGUAAUUAUACCUAAUGACGUUGGGUUAGCAAUUCUAAAAGGUGCUGUAUUGUUUGGAUUAGACCCUACAGUUGUGCGUGUAAGACGAUCUGCUUUGACAUACGGUGUUGGCGUAUUAAAUAAAUUUGAUCAGGAAAAACACUUGCAAUCAAAAAAAGUUAUAAAAGAUAAUGUAGCAUGGUGCAAAGAUAUAUUUGAUCGUUUUGUUCGCGUAGAUGAAUCUGUUGGAAUUGGUGACUGUGUAACAAGAAGCUAUGCACCAGCUCGCUCUAAUCAAAAGUCAACAGUAAUUAAUAUAUACUGCACUGAAAGCUCAGACGUUUUAUACACAACAGAUCAUGGAGUUCAAAGGUGUGGAAAGAUCCGUAUUGAAAUGCCAGAUAUAAAAAUUGAAGAUAUUCGACCUGAUAAAAGAGGAAAACCACGCGAAUUGCAAGCCUCGAUGUUAUUUGGAGAUACAGAAAUAAAAGUAUCAGCUGUUGAUAUUCUUAGUGGUAGAGCUGCUCGGGCAACCAUAGAUUUCCUUAAUUACUAAAGUUUUCAUUUAUCUAUUUGCUGUUUUGGGUUUUUCGUGCAAACACUGUAAAUGAAAAAUUUUUGAAAAUGAAUUAUAUCGAACAAUAAAAAUACAUCAAGCUAUAGGAAUCAAAUCGAACUAUAUUAUCAUGCAAUGAACAUUUGACUUUAAUUUAUUAGUUAUUUUAGUUAUAUAAUUUUAAAACUAAAUUUUAUGUAUAAAGUUUUUUUUUAUAAAUACUAAUAUUUAUUUAUAAAUAGAAUGUAAAUUAUUUUUA